CUGAAGGUCACAAUAGAAAAAUAAAGCCUUUUUCUUUUGUUUUAAACUUCGAUUUUUUAAUGUAAAAACGCCUGCUCAUAAACCACAAAUAUGCACAAUCGACCGCCCGCAGUGCUGUGCAAGCCGAGUGCUUAAAAUUCGGACAAAUGUCGUGUGUUUUCAGUGCCAAUUGUGCGGUGUUUUCAGUGUAGUAUACAACUUUUUGUGUCUCUACGAAAAUUUUCUCCCGUUCUGGGGACGCAUGAAAAAUGGCGGCGUCCUCAGCUGCGGCUGCGGCGACCACAUCGAUUCCAAACCCAAUCCCAGUCCCGCUGCCCACGGAGGCAAUAUCGGGAUGCAAGGAUGACGACGCCCUCAGCUCCACACUCCACACGUGCGCCAACGAUCCGGACUUUGCGGUGAUUUGUGCCUUCCUGCAGAAGUUCGCCAAGGACUUGGGCCUGAAUGUGCCGAAUUUCAAGCAUUUGCAGGAGUGGCUGACCAACAAUGAUGAAGUUCCCGAACUGAGAGACCUGCACAUUAAACUGCUGCGAAAGACCCGUAAGACGGUCCACGAGAAGAGCUGGGAGUCGGCCCUCAGCAAGUUCUGUUUCGGUUACUCGGUCCAGGAUGCCUGGGAGAUCGAACGUUUUGGCUACAAGAACUCCAGUCUUAAGGUCAAGCUGCGGAUUUUUCGUGAACUCCUUGAGAGCCAGUUCGAGCGCAAUGCCAAGUUUCGUGCCCACAUCCUUACACUUAACGCCGACACUCUGCGAUCGGAGCCCAUUGGAAGGGAUCGACUGGGCCAUGCCUACUGGCUGACCCAGGAUGCCGACUGCAACCUGCGCAUAUACCAAGAGCACCUGGACGAGGAGAUCUGGCAGGUGGUGGCCACAAACCGAGAUGAGUUUGUCAAUCUCAUUGCCAGGCUGCGUGGCAAUGAGGUAGUGCUACCCUCCAAGGACAUAGGUGAGGCUGAUGAGGACACCAGUAGUAGCAACAGCUGUCCAGCCAAGCCACCACCUCCAGUGGAAAGGGUGGAGGAAGAGGAUGAUGAUGAAGAUGAGGAGGAGGAUGAGAAAACAGUGCCCAAUCUGAAGAUUAAACUUCGAUCACCCGAUCAGGAGGAGCAAAAGGCCAAAAGAGUUAAGCCCCUGCUCAUCAGUCAGGCCAAGCUGGGAGGCAGUUUGUCGCCGGCUCCGGCCAAAAAGCGUUCAAUCGAGGACGUAGACAGCAGUCCCACAGCUGCAUCGCAGGAGGAGCUCAAGAAGCACCGACCCACGCUGCUGGACACCAAACGUAUUAAGAAACCCAGUCGUUAUGAGAGCACCAAGGAUGAAAACGAAGGUGAAUCCGGCGACGAAGAGGAAGAAGGCGGAGAAGAGGACUCCGAGUUGGAUGAGGGCGAAGAGGAGGAGGAGGAGGACAUUGACAGUGCGGCAGCUGAUAUUGAAGAGGAUGACGACGAUGAGGACGAUGAAGUGGGCGAAGCCGUCGAAGAUCCAACUGUGGUGGUCCGCGGCGAGGGAUCCGGACGCGAGAAUGAGGCUAUUCCGGAUAACGAUUCACUCUCCUAUAACUUAAACUACGAGGACAAUCUCGAGUUUAGUGAAGUCAUUGAAGAUCCUGUGUUCUAUGUCUUCGGUCAAGGUAACGGUGCCGAUUGCCGUGGUAAUGGUCAGCACGAAGCUCCAGCAGAAGAAACUACCUCGACCAAGUCCGAGCCCAAGGCUACAUUCUUCUUCGGCGAGCCGGGAUGCCUCAAGUUAAGCCCCAUGAAGCAAAACCCUAAGCCAGAGGCGAAGCGCAGCAUUUUCGACAGCCUAGACGGUGAGGAGAAGACCAAUGGGGACAGCCAAAACUCCAGGGAAGAGACUCCACCGCGGAAUGGCAGUGAGCUCAAGGAGGGUCCAUCGACUACUGCUGUUGCUGUUCCCAGCGAAGAGAAGCUUGAUGACCAAGUAACUAACGAAACGACAAUCUCAAAAGAAGCAGGGAGCGAAGAACCCAAGUUACCUGCAAAGGCAGAUCAAGAGAACAAUGUUAGGAUAAGAAUACGGAAAUCUCCAAUACGGCAGAAGCAAAAGAAGAGCUGGUCACGAAAACAAAGGACAUAUUCUGCAAAAAUCAAUACAAGCAGCACUGAAACUAUGACCUCUACCGAGGAAGAAAAUCUAAAGAAAAUUGAACAAAACGAAGUGCCCAGUGCUUCCCCAGACUUGAUUUCUAAGGAUAAAAUUGAUACUACUAAAGCAAUGGAGAAAAGUGCCUCCGAACCAAGGCCCGAUGUAAAACCUAUCGAGGCUAAACCUCCACCUGCACCGCCCAAUAGAAAGCGUCGUCUUAAUGACUGCCAGCCUGCUCCUAGAAAUUCUACUUCCGAAAGCGAAGUGCAGGAAGAGGAGCUGCAUCAAAACCAAGACGAGGACGAUGCUUUGGAUGACCUAGAUGUUGGUGGCAAGCGCAUAAAGAUGCGUCCUAUAUCCAACGUGGAGGUCAGGCGCAAAGUGGAGGCUCAGAAGACACAGAUCGAGGAGACGACAUCUUCCAGCGGAGAGGACGACCCGCGCAGUCGUCGCAAGAUCAUAGCUCCGAAAAGACACCUGGAUAAGACAACGCCUUCCAACAUCAAGCAGAAGCCCACUCUGGCCGAAAUUAUUGAAAAGAAGCUAAAGAAGACACCGGAAAAGGGAACGCCGGAGAAAGAAGUUGUGGAGCAACUUUCUGAGAAGCAAGCAAAAGAAAAGACUGCUCCGCCGCCGCCGCCAGCCAGAGAAGUCACACCACCUGCCUCCUCCACCAAAAAGUCACCGGUGACAAAACCUCUGAAAAAUCUGCUUACCCAGCUGCGACAGGGAGAUGACAGCGAGGAGGAGGCUAUUCCUAGAAAGCGAACAAACAGCGACAAUGCCUUGCCAGAAGCGAUAAAUCCUAAUGUUUCCCUUGGAGUUCCUGAAGCAUCGCAGCACCGGAAGCGUCGCAGUAGUGAAGAAGCCAAGGAGACCAUCUCCAAAGAAGCCUCACCCAAUGAAACCUCUCCCUCUGCCAUCUGUGAGAAGCUGAAGCGCAACAACGAACAGGACAUCAAGGAGGAGGUUGAAACGACAGAGGUGGAUCCGCUGGCAUUGCCCGCAAAGGACUCGUCGCCGACUUCAGCCAAAGAAGAAGGCUCUACUCCAGAGGGUGCAGCCCGUCGCUCUGGACGCCGUGGUGGAGCCGCUGUUGUUUACUCCGAGUUGCCUCAACAAAGAACGCGUGGUGGAGCCAAGGAGAAAACACAGCCAGAUGCAAAAUCAGAGGUAAAGCAGGAAUCCGAUGAUGAAGAGGACAAAGAGGAGGACCAGGAAACCCCUAAAACUCCAGUUAAACCAACAGUGGAAAUGAAAAAGGAAGAGCCAAAGGCGAAAACAGAACAAGAUAAGUUAGCGGAUGAGGAGCAGCCUGUGAAGGAGGAACCCAAAGAGGAGGCCAAGCCCAAGGUGGGUCGGGGACGAGGUCCUCGCAAGAAGCGUGAAGUGGAUACCACCAACAUCAUUGAAGCCACUGACUCCGAGACCCCGGUGCGUCAAUCCCGUCGCAUUGCUCAGCAGAAGAUCAAGGAGGAGGCAGAACGCCGCAAGCUUGAGGAGGUUGCUCUUCGUUCCAUGAAGCAGGAGCUCAAGAAAAAGAAGACCGAGAAGGAGGCUGAUCCUACAGUACUGGAGCCUUCCGGUGAGGAAUCCGAGUCAGAGGCCAGCGAGGCAGCAGAAGAAGAGACGCGAAAUAAGAAAAAAAAAUGCCCCGGCAAGGAUGGCUGGUCAUCGGACUCCGAGGAGCAGCCUGAAAGCGAGGAGGAAGAGGAGGAGCCACCGCAUUACGACACGGACCCCGGCUCACCACUCUUUCGCUCGGACCAUGAAUUUUCGCCCGAAUCCGAGCUGGAGGACGAGUCGCAAGUGGUGCCCAUGAAGCGGGCACGUACUGUGCGCAAGGAGAACGCUGAGGAGGAGGAAGACGAUGCGGAGGAGGCGUGCCAGGAGUGUGGCAAGUCUGAUCAUCCCGAAUGGAUACUGCUCUGCGACACACCCGCUUGCAAAGGGUACCAUUGUUCCUGCCUCUCUCCCGUGCUCUUUUACAUCCCCGAGGGUGACUGGCACUGUCCACCCUGUCAGCAGGAGCAGCUCAUCACCGCUCUCGAGAGCCAGCUUCAGAAAUUCGAUGCCUUGGUGGCCCAAAAGCAGCAAGAACGACGCCUGGCCGAGGAGCAGGCGGAGCGAGAUCGUCAGGAUCGAGAGGCAGCCGCCAAUCUGGCAGCGAAUGACAAUAACUCGAAGAGGAGAGACAAGGAUGAUGACGACGAUGAUGAUGAGGAGGAGGACCAGGAGGUGUGCAACAAGGCCGACAAGGUGAAGCGUCGUCGGGGCGACGGACGUAGCAAUCGGCGUGCAGCUAAGCGAGGCACCAGGCGUCGGCGCGGUGACGAAUCCGCCUCUAGCAAUGGCAAAUCCGCUGGCAGUGGCUGGUCCGGGUCUGGAUCUGGUUCUGGCUCCAGCAGCGAUAACAGCAGCAGCUUCUCGGAUUCGGAUGAUGAGCCGAUCUACAAGCUACGCAAACGGCGCCAGAUCAAUGUGAGCUAUCGCCUCAACGAAUACGAUGACCUCAUUAAUUCGGCGCUAAAGAAGGAAAUGGAUGAGGUGGCCGGUGCUGGGAAUCUCGGACGUGGCAAGGAUAUCUCCACCAUCAUCGAGGCGGACAAGGAGAAGGCACGACGCGAAGAUCAGGAAUCGAAGGAGCCUGCACCGGCGGCAAAUGAAGCUAACAACGAGAAUGAGAAGGAGAAGAAGCAAAAGGAGAAAUCCAAAUCCAGUGGCAGUGGCAGCUCAUCCUCCGACGAUGAGGCUCUCAAGCGAAGCAACAAAUCCACGAAGCAGCCGCCGGCCAAAAAGAAGCCUCGCAAGCUAACCACCUUGGAUGUGAGCAGCGAGGAGGAUCACGGCAGCGAUGAGGACUUUAAGAUCAGCUACUCGGAUGAGGACACCUCACAGUCUGGUUCCGGUGUCGACUCCAGCCUGGAGGUAUACAGGCGACCUGGCAGAGGGAAGAAGCAACGGAAGGCGGCCAGAAGAGCGGCCCGCGAGAGACGCAAGGAUCGCAAGUUCGUGGUCGAAGAGAGCGACGAGAGUGAGGAGGAGGUGCAGCAACGGCGGAGCACCAAGUCCAGCAAGAAGAAGAAGAAGGAGGACUCUGACUACACGGAAACGGAAACCGAUGACGACGAAAACGGUUCGGAAUUGUCCGAGAACGUGGACAGUGCCGAUCUGUGCGACGACACGACAUCUGAAAGCGAUGACGGUGCCUGGCAUCCCUCCAAAAAGAAGAAGAAGGCGGCGGCUGCUAAGAAAUCAGGUUCUUCGGCAAUAGCCAGGAAAUCACCCAAGUUGAAGAAACCCGCCAGUCAGCCAGCGAAGAAGGUCAAGCGGUUGGAGUACUCCGACGAUGACAUCAGUGAGAGUGAACCUGAAGAAGAUGAGGAGGAUGAAGAGGACGAUGAUGGUGCACCGCUGUCGGGCAAGGGUUCCGGCAAGCAGCCACGCUCUCAACCCCUCAAAUCCAGUGGAUCUGGCGGCGCAGUCGGCAAGGGAAAGGGCAAAGGCAAGGCCAAGAAGAAGAAGGCAGCAUCCUCCUCCGAUGAGGAGGAAGGUGUUGCAUCCGAUGAUCGCACCCGAACACGUGGACGUCGCUACGCUUAUAUCGAAGAGGAUGACGAUAGUUCCGAUGGCGGCAUUAAACCCGGUGUCCAUCGUCCCGACACACCGCCUGAGGAGCGACAGAAGUUCAUCCAACGGCAGGAAGAGAUCAAGCGAAUGCUGGCCGAAAAGAAUGCCGAGGGAGCCAAGCUGGCAGCCACUCCCCGUCUAACGCCCAUUAAGUCAGGAGCUGGAGGAACUGGUCCAGAGAAGCGUACGCCCGGCAAGGCCACUGGCGCCGGUGGCGAUUCACUGUCCACUGUCCCACUCUCGGUGAUACGGCAGGCGAAGGUGCUGGAUAUCGACUACCUGCAGCGCAAGGGUGAGACUAUCGGUGACCUAGACGACGUGGAUGAAUCGGAGCUGGAUGAUGCAGAGCUACCCGAUGACCUACCCGAGGACAUUGGGGAUGCCAUCGCACGCAUGGUGGAGGAGGAGGAACAGUUUAGUGCCGCUGUGGCAGCCCGAGAGCUACCCGGAGCCGAGGAAGUGUUGCGUACCACGCCCUCCAAGUCCAAGCAAGCAAGCAGAGCGGCUCCCGAGGCAGCUGUUCCACCUCCCAGUGCAUCGGGACUGCAGGAGCCACAUCGCAAGCGUUUGCCCAUGCCCACCAUGCAUCCGCCGCUGCUCCGUCACCAGUUCCCUCUGUCCGUUAGUCAAGCACAUCCGCCAGCCUCACUCCUGCCACCUCAGCCGCCGCCACACGGAAUGCAUCCCAUGCUGCAGCGUCAUCUGUCGCAGGCAGUCCCGCCUCCUCAAGCCAUGCAGCUGCUGCAGAAUGCAUUGUCCGCCCCACUCGGACAGCCAUUAGGACGGGCUAACUAUUCACCCGGACCUCCAACAGCUCAGCAUCUGCCGCUGGUUAUGUCCAUGCCAUCAGCUGCGGCGGCGGCUCAUCUAAUGCAAUCUGCGGCCGCCUCAGCGGCAGCACGCCCACCCGAUGGCGGAGCAGCUGGAAAUCCCACAGCCGACACUAAGCCACGUGGCAGACGGAAAAAGGUCACACCGCUCAGGGAUCAGUUGCAGAAGCAACAAACGGCGGCAGCUGUCGCAGCAGCCACAUCAUCAACGGUGACUCCGCCUACAACAGUUCCAGCGGAAAAGUCAAAGGGACAGCCCCAGCCGCUUUUUAAGCCGCACGAGGAUGCCCCUAACGCUCCUCCCGGAGCUCCCAACGCCUCGCAGGCCUCUGUGAUUACCCGUAUGCCCGCACACCUGCCCCUACCCCAUGGACGUGGACACGGACAACAUGGUCACGGCCCGCCUGCCGGCAUGUAUCCCAGCAGUGCGGAGUUGGCUCGCUUCUAUAGCCAAGUGGCGGGACAACCGCCACCUGUGUCUGCUACCUCUGCUGGAUCACGCUCUCCUUCGUCAUCGCCUGGACCACCGCGUCACCUUCUGCGUCCACAACUACCGCCUGGUCUUCCGCCACCACACUCAACCCUCCGGCCCACGUACGGACCACCGCCGCCACUACGGGGAUCCGGACCGCCCACAUCGACGGCCAGCGGUGGAGGAGCGCCAAAUACACGUCCACCUUACCUUCAUGGUGCGGAGCACCACGGCGGACCUUCAGGACCACCCAUGGGAGGAGCCUAUGGCUCUGGACCACCACCAGCACGUCAUGCAUCACCCCACUUGAAUCCGUACAGAGCACCACCUAUUUAUGGCAAUCCCAACUAUCCGCCUCGUGUGGGAGGAGGACCUCCAGGACCUGGUAAUAUGCGACCUGGAUCAGUGGAUUUUGCGGCAGGAGCACGUGGAUAUCCUCCCUAUGGCUACUAUCCCCCGCCACCACCACUGACCACGCCGCCUUCCCAAGUACCGCCCAAUUCGGUGAUCGUUAGUGUUCCGCCAUUGGUGACACCCACCAAUCACUCGGUGUCUGCUUUAACACGUGCAGGCAAAGCACCACCGCCGUCAGGACCUCCGCCUCAGAGUGCACCAACUCUGCCACCUGCUGCAGCAGCACCCGCAGCACCUAUAAUCACUGAUAAACCAACGGCUGCAGCUGCUUCCGUGAUAACAAGUAAAAAGCUGACCACCUUGGGUGCCUAUCCCAUCAGCAAAUCCCCGCCAGCUGUUGGGGGCGAGGGUCCAAGGGUAGCAGGAACCACAAAUUCACCGGCAACCAUUGCCGAAGAUGAUUCGGGAUCGGCUCAUGACACAACAGUGCCGCCAGCUGCCACGGGAGGCACUGCGGUGGGCGAGUUUAGUGGCUUGGUGAGCUACUUUAGCUCGCAGCAGGACGAUUAUGACACAUAACAAACGCCGGCGGGCGCCUAAAGGGAGAAAAACUGUAAAUAUAUGUAGUAGCUGAUAUCUGUAAUUAAGGAUUAAAGAGUACUAUAAGUAGGGUAGUCUUUGGACAACCAGCAGCUAGAGUUGUUCGGAGAUUGCAUUGCCCUCUGUAGGGCGGAGCUUAAUAUCCUGCUUUAGGCCACUUAUCGGAAAUUUACUCCCGCAAAGCAAUUUAGAAGGAAAAUUAAUUUGACAAUUUUGUUUAGUUUAAAGCAAGUGGAGUUAUACUACGUUGUAUAAUAUCUAAUGAGCUGAUUUGAUUGUUUUAUGUUGUAUAGAAAUUUUGUUUUUGACCAGCGACAGACAUUUUCCCGUUUAAGUAAUUAAUUUAUUUACCUAUCCCAUAACUUUUCUGUGCUCUUAGAGUUCUUAGCUAAAGCAAAAACAUCAACUACAUCUAGUAUUCUAAUUUUAGAUGUAUAUUUUAUGGGAAUUAUAGCGAAAGGCGCAUAAGUUAUCUAUGAUACAUACCAUUAAUGAGUACUAAACUAUAAACGAAUAACACCCUAAACAUAACGCAAUGUAAACUAACGAUAGUUCGAGUAAUAAUGAACCCCUCACUAAGCAAUUGGAAUAUGAGCAUGCAGUGCAUAUUACAAAAACAGUUAAAACUACCUAAAAACCAUUAUUAACAUAAUGCAAAUGGUAUACUAAGAUCAAAGAUGGGCAAAACACACAUAUUAUAUAUAUAUUGAU
This is a messenger RNA of Drosophila serrata, 8702 nucleotides long. RefSeq lists its product as uncharacterized. Gene Ontology annotation, cellular component: RSF complex. The record is from RefSeq and is a predicted model, not a curated record. Gene Ontology annotation, molecular function: histone binding. Lineage: Eukaryota; Metazoa; Arthropoda; Insecta; Diptera; Drosophilidae. Gene Ontology annotation, biological process: negative regulation of DNA-templated transcription.